Copidosoma floridanum is the source of this 4576-nucleotide messenger RNA. It is a transcript of the gene lgs, whose product is annotated as BCL9 domain-containing protein legless. NCBI's taxonomy places the organism in Eukaryota, Metazoa, Arthropoda, Insecta, Hymenoptera, Encyrtidae. The record is from RefSeq and is a predicted model, not a curated record.
AUGAAGACUGAGAAGAAGCCCAGCGAGCCCAGCUGUGUGCCGCCCGUGGUCGUUAAGGAGGACCCGGAGCCCGACAGGAUCAAGAUCAAGGAGGAGUCGGCUACCGGCAACACCGAUGAAACCCCCGGUAACGACAGUGCCGAGCACUGUUUGAAGGAUGCGGCCCUUGAGGCUGCAGCCAGUGCCGUUGAUGGGACCAUGCCUCCAGACAAUCAGAAUGGAAAUACUAAUCAAGCAUUGCUCAAUCCCAAAAAAGAGGAAACGGAUCCUAUUCUAUCCAACGAGGAGUUACCUCCUGUUGAUAUGCCACCAAAUCUGGGAUUAUCUAAUGAUUCCUUGCAACCAUUAGUCAGCAACGUAUUGGGUAAACAAAUGGGUGGUGGUCCGGACAUCAGUGAUGCACAAUAUAUGCAACAACACAACACAGUAUUUGUUUUUUCAACGAAAAUGGCCAAUCAGGGUGCCGAAUCGGUUAUGCGAGGCGAGUUUCCAACUAUGAUUGCAUACCACAUGGCACAGCCAGGAACGAAAAAGAUUUUGGAGAAAUUUCCGCAAAAAAUGACAAACUUCCCGCUAAAUCCACAUCAGUGGAUAAAUAAUUUUGCUGAUAUAAAGCAGAAAGGUCAUCCACCAAAUCCAAAUAUGGGAUUUCCUGGAGAGCAACCUCUUGAUCUUCCUCCGUUAGAUCCAAGCAAGUCGGCAUUUUGGAAUGAACCGUCAAAUAUGUGCAACUUGAAUGGCAGUAACCCUUUAGGAAACCCCGAAUCAUUAGAUGAUAAAAACGUUAAUGUGCCUUGCCUUGUGCCCAACUCCCCUUGUAAUGCAGCUAAUCCUCAGUCUCUCGGCGUCGGUGCACCGAUGGGCCACAGUCCAAAUUUGAUGGGAGGCACGACUAGUCCAGGUCCUGGAGGUGUGCAGCCUUCGUUACAGGGCGUCAAAGUGCCGGAUGAAAAUCUGACACCGCAACAACGAGCUCAUCGAGAAGAGUCACUGGCUACUAUUACGAAAAUGCGUCAAAUGCUCUUUCCAGAGCAAAAAGAAAUACCCGGUGGGCCUAUGGAUCCAACACACGGUCAAAUGCCGGGAGGACUUUGUCCAACGGGUAGUCUUCCACCCGUCAGUGGCCCAAAUCAAUGCGGGAUGGUGAUGGAUUGGCAAAAGUUUUUGGAUGGAAAGAAUAAGGUCGGCGUCAACAGUCCAGGAGUGCCACCAAUGCGCGUAGCCGGCGGCGGAAUAGUCGGCACGGGUGGAGGACCAGGCAAUGUGAAUCCAGGGCCUACACCAGGUGGUCCUGGUCCUGGGCCUGGUGGGGGUAUUCCCAGUUCCGUCGUUUCUGGAAAUGGACCUCGUAGCCAAGGCCCACCACCUCCGUACCAUCAAACAACAAGGUCGGCGAGCGUACCGAUUGCCAUACAGAGUCCCAACCCCUCAUCGCCAAACAACCCCACGAGUAAUCUGUCACUACCGUCGCCUCGGGCAAGCUCGGCUCUUAACUCGCCAGCGGACUGUAAUCGACAGUUUCAGUUAGGUGGCACGCCCACAGGUGGACCAAGGCCCGGUGGACCAGGACACUUGCCCGGUCAGAGUCCAACGAGUCAGGACUCGCCGAAUCCAUCGGCGGUUGGUGCCAACAGACUGAAUCACAGCAAUCCUGGUACGCCCGUGUCGCAUCAACACCUGGCCGCCCUCAGCCCCAGCGGUACGCCACAAAAGGAUCUGACGUCACUUGACUUUCCUACUAAUCAGCCGCCAAACGUGGAUGGAAUGUUCUGCCGAUCGUUGCAAUCGUUAGCGCAACAGAAGCAGCAACUCGGUCCCGGCGUUGUAAAUCAAGUUGGCGUUAAAGAGUUAAUGCCCGUGCCGAGUCCUCAACAAAUAUCGUAUCUCAAUACGUUCGAGGGUCAAGAGCUUACAAUACAAAAACAACCAAACACUAGUUUAAAAGAUGGAAGUUUACCUGCCAAUACUCAAGGCAAUAAUAACCCAGCAAUGGGUAACCAGAUGCUGACCGGCAACCUGGACACGAGCAGUUGCGCAGGAGGUUCGGGGGCACCGAGCAGUAAUCAAUUUGGCGUUGCAAGAUCCGAUGGCGCGAGUCCAUCGAUCGAGAGUGCGAAUCGAAGUGGUUUUGGCUCGAUGCAUAGUCCGCACACGCCACACACGCCAGGAAGCGUGGCGCCCCACACGCCCGUCGACGCGGGAAAGCAGUCCGGCAAUAAGUCUCAAAGCGCUCAGAGCAGUCCGGCUUCGCACAAUGCCAGUCUCACGGACAUGGGUAUAGGCAUGGGUCCGCCUCGUACGAUUCCUGCCUCACCCAAUACAAAAUCUGAAACCUCGCCGUCCUCCAAGGAUCUUCAACAGCAACAGCAGCAGGCGCAACAACAACAGCAACAACAACAACAACAACAACAACAGUCUCAGCAGUCAACCAGCAUGUCGGGAAUGAUGCCCGGACAGCCGGGUAACGUUCCAGGGGGUAUGAUGCCGUCGAUGGGAGUUGGUGGUCCAGGUGGCAAUGUUCCGUUUGGCUGUGGUGGUGGUGGUAGACCCAUGACUAAUGUCAGUCAACCCAACGAAAACAUACCCUUAAACCCCAAUAAUAUCAGUAAUCGGCUCGGCGGUCUCGGUGGCCCCAUGUCUGCCAACAGCUUCGAUCCAAUCACUUCGCUAGCGCAAAUGAGCCAGCAGUUGACGAACACCGCAACUAGCAACGCUCUUGGUAACGAUGGUUCGCCGAUGCACACACCUGGUGCUGUUCAGGGGGGCAUGAUGCCUUUCACCAACCCACAUAGCAUGCACAUGAUGCAGCCAAUGCCACAACAGCAAGCACCUACCGGUCCUCAGCAGCAGCAGCAGCAGCAGCAAGUGAACGAGAUGAACGGUGGAUGCCACAUGCCCAGUGCUUCUGGCAUCCCAACGAGUGAGUCUGCUGAUGUGUCGAGCUUGUGCAUGGGUCUCGGUGGUCCGAACAGUAGUUACAGUCCUAAUCCGCACGCCGGAAGUCCCGGGAUGCCAAACAAAAUGGGCCAACACAACCACCCGAUGAUGUCGCAGGGGAUGAUGAGCGGUGGCGGCCCUCAAGGUCCCGGCUGCAAUCCCAACGUUAACCAGGGUAUCAAUCAGCCGGGUGGCUUUAACUCAGGACCUGGGUCUGGCAUGAUGGGCCCCGAGGGUCCGCAGUCCCGCAUGGGAAUACCUGGUCAGCAGCUUCCGCACCACCAGCAGCCUCAUCAUCAGCACGUCCACGGCUCCAGUCCGUACAAUGGUGCCAACGUUCAAGUAAAACCAAGUGCGCCCAACACGAUUCAGUACUUACCGGCGAGGCCGAACGUCGGCCACGCGCCCCGUGGUCCACCCAGCCUUGAAUUUCUGCAGCGCUUCGCCAACCCCAUGCCUGGCAUGGAUGCCAAGAUGAGUUCGCCUUCUGUAAAUUUGCAGUACUUUCCCAACGGCUGCGUGCCAAACAACAUGGGACCGGGACCUGGACCUCAGAGUCAGCAUGGGCCCAUGGGUGGAGCAGGACCGGGUGGCAUGCCUCCCGGGAUGAGCGGCAACGUGAAUCAGUCUGGUAUGGGUCCCGGCCAAUCGCAAGGCCCUAUGCACCCGUCCAUGAGGUCCGGAGGGGGCCCUGGGUCGCAAGGUCCAGGAGUCCGCCAGCAACCCAACAUCAUGCGGAUGCAACACAUGGUCGCGGGAGGCAGCAUGGUCUUCCCCAACAGUCCAAUGGAUCCAGACAAGGUGUUUCCUCCAGAUAUGGGUCCCGGUGGAAUGCCACAGAUGCCUGGCCAAACGGCUAGCCCAGGCAUGUACGGUGGCCCCAUGGGACCUGGACAGAAGCAGCCGGGUGCCAUGGGUCAAUCACCACCCGACGCAUCGCAACCGCUACCACCGAGCAUGGGAGGAUCUGGGGCUGGCACUAAUUUCAAAAACAGCCCUUUUAUGGGUGGUGGUCCGAGCAUGUCUGACCCUAAUUAUGCACAGCAGUAUCACAACUUCCAGCAGCAACUUUAUGCAACGGGCACGAGAGGAAGCGGGCCUCAGGGCCAUCCGGCCAUGCAUAAUCAGCCCAAUGCACAUCAACAAUUCUUCAUGCCUAAAUAGACUAACAGCGUUAGCCGAUGAAGAACUCCCAAGUCUAGAGAAGGAAAAUCCAAAAGAAAAGGUCUGGCUUUCGUGUGCGAGCGCGUCCCCUCACCUUCUCGAGCUCUGGAGGUCGCGAGCACCGUGUCGAAAUAAGUCGAGGCUUGUUUUUUUUCCCCUCCCUUUCCCGCAUUAUUUGCGUACUUUUUUACGAGUCAUUUCUCACGAGGCGUUGUUACGUGCUCAUGGCGACGUGUCGGUUUGUACUUGAUUCGCGUUAAACACGUCGGCAGAGCUGAAAUUAUGAAUAAAUAGAGGUGCUUCCUUGAUGAACGGCUAGAAAGGAAUCUCUUUUCCCGUCGCGAAUUUCAAUUAACAGAUACUCUUCAAUUAAAAUAAGAAGAAAAAAUCCGGAAAAUGCGCUGGUACUGCGAUUUGUGUGAAAGUUUGAAAGUGAAGAUAAUGUGUAUUUGCGAGAGUGAGUUGAACAAAAAAA